AUGUCCGUAAAGGAGACACUGAACCGUGACGGCAACUCACCUCUGGCGCCAUGUUGGACGUACUUUGACGACGAGGAUUGUGGCGACGGGGUGCCUCGGCUCAGCAGCGAUUGCAGCUCGCAUGUCCUGUACGGCUGCGCGAUUGGCCACGGUGGCGACCGCGGCUCUCUCGUGUACGGAGUUGGGGAAACGGUGAACGUUCCGUUUUCGUUUGGGUGUCCACUGGCGCUUAAGAUAUACCCAAUCAGUAUCACGGAAAACGAACUCGCGUUUAUCCGGGCCCUUUUUGCCAGUGAUCUCACUGCCUUCAACAACAAGGGCGGGAGUUGCGGGGUUUGUCGUCAAGUGCCAUACUUGGUCCUUCCGUUGGCCAUUGUCACGAUUGGCGGCGUUGAUCGUGGCAUUCUGAUGCCGAGGCAUGACUACAGCCUUAAGCAGUUUCUGCUUGCCACCGGGCCCGCGGUUGAAGUUGUUGGCCAUGGAGAGCGCGGAGAGGACGGCGCGGAUGAGAAGAGGUUUGCCGCAAGUUCGCUGCUAUCCCACCGUGUCUUUGAGCCAAUUCGCGAUUGCAAGGUCGUAACCGCCAUCGCCUUUCAACUGGUUGUUGCCAUUAGCCUCCUUGGUGAGGAGUUACCACAUGUGAAGGAUGGAAUCUUGUGCCGCGGAUUCACCCACAAUGAUAUUCACUUGGACAAUAUUUUGUUAAACAGCGAAUCCGGCUGUGCCGCACUCUGCGACUUUGAGCUUGUGGGGCACAUUUCUCAGGACGGUGAGGAAAUUCCCCCACCUGCCCUUCACCGGCUUCCACCGUACUGCAGACAAUCACCCCAUGGUCUUUUCUCCCCCACAGCUGACACAUGGGCUCUCGGCUUGGUGGUGCUUUCGUUGUUAACUGGCGUCGAUCCACUCUUCGACGACGCCAAGCUUAUGGAUGACUUUGGCGACGGCCCGCUUUUGCAGAGUUACACGGAGUCGGAGGGGACAGUGCCUGUGCCCGAUUGGGAGGGAAACAUCAAGGCACACGUGGAGGCGCUGCUGCUCCGCGAUGAUCCCACCGGCCAACGUUUGGCGGACGCAGGGCCACUGCUGGAACUCUGCGCAAAAUGUCUCGUCAAUCGCGCUGGGGCCUCUCCGAGCGUCGCCGUGGAGUUGCUGAGCCAGCCGCUCUUUAGCAGCCACAUAAACUCUCCUCAGGAGGCAGAGUUCAUCUUGAAAGUUUGGGCAGAGAGCCACCGCGGCGCCCCGCCGCUGAAAGCUGCACGCGACGGCACUGAAAGCCCUGAAUCUCAGCCCCUCUGA
Messenger RNA from Trypanosoma conorhini, 1299 nucleotides. RefSeq names its product transferase. Gene Ontology annotation, molecular function: ATP binding; protein kinase activity. The coding region runs from base 1 to 1299 and encodes 432 amino acids. Gene Ontology annotation, biological process: protein phosphorylation. The record is from RefSeq and is a predicted model, not a curated record. NCBI's taxonomy places the organism in Eukaryota, Euglenozoa, Kinetoplastea, Trypanosomatida, Trypanosomatidae. The transcript has a single exon.